Pungitius pungitius (ninespine stickleback) is the source of this 1168-nucleotide messenger RNA. RefSeq names its product protein max-like. Gene Ontology annotation, molecular function: protein dimerization activity; DNA-binding transcription factor activity. Gene Ontology annotation, cellular component: RNA polymerase II transcription regulator complex. Lineage: Eukaryota; Metazoa; Chordata; Actinopteri; Perciformes; Gasterosteidae. The transcript is spliced from 4 exons. The record is from RefSeq and is a predicted model, not a curated record. The coding region runs from base 152 to 643 and encodes 163 amino acids. Gene Ontology annotation, biological process: positive regulation of transcription by RNA polymerase II.
GAAUCACGUGUGGAGAAACCGUCGUUCGUCAUGUGUCGGCUGUAGCGAAGCCCCGUGCUAGGUUUUAUUAUUUGCCUCCAGUUGUCGCCGCACUUUUGUUUUGACAGCUGCCUGUUUUCUUUUUUUCUUUCUCGUAGCCCUUUACCGAAGAAUGAGCGAAAACGAUGACAUCGAUGUCGACAGCGAUGCAGACAAGCGAGCCCAUCACAACGCGCUGGAGCGCAAACGCAGGGACCACAUUAAAGACAGCUUCCACGGCCUCCGGGACUCUGUGCCUGCAUUACAAGGGGAGAAGAGUUCUGUCAAACAGGCUUCCCGAGCACAGAUUCUAGACAAAGCCACCGAGUACAUCCAGUACAUGAGGCGAAAAAACCAUUCCCACCAGCAAGACAUCGAUGACUUAAAGAAGCAGAAUGCAGCGUUGGAGCAGCAGGUCCAUUUGCUUCUGCCAAUUGCAGUGCGCGCCCUGGAGAAGGCAAAGGGCAACACUCAGCUGCAGACCAACUCCUCCUCCGACAGCAGCUUGUACACGAACCGCAAAGGCAGCGCGGUGUCGGCCUUCGACGGCGGCUCCGACUCCAGCUCCGAGUCGGAGCCGGACGAGCCGCCCAACAGAAAGAAGCUGCGCGCGGAGCCCAGCUAGACCUCGGCUCUCCGAACAGACUCUCUAUGCCCACCAGCCCCCCCCCCCCCCCCGCCACCCGCCACCCCGAAUCCUCUCCGCAACCUGUCCCGCACUAAGUCCUGCCUUCUCACAGCCAGUCCACGGGACGAGGUGGGGGCUGUGUGAGAGGGAUGCUAGUAUGUGUGAGACAAACAAACAAACAAACAAACAAACAACAACAAAAAAGAUGCUUCUACCUUCUUUUUUUUCCUCCUGGCGAGCAACCAGUCACUCCAUCCGUGGACUUUUAGGACCCCCCCAACGUGAGGCAGCUGUGACUUUUGUUUUUUUUUGGUUUUCUAUCCUGAUGAAAUUACCUUUCCCAAUCAAAUGGGAAGACGACGAGGUAUUAAACAGAAAUAUGUGUUUCUCCUCUGGAAGUUCUGGACAACCUCUGCAAACCUGUUGCAGUUGUGAGACUUUUUGAUCUUCGACAAAGUGGUGAUAAGGGUUAGUUUACCUUUUUAAAUAUUCCUACUUUUCCAAAAAAACAAACAAACAGAA